UAUAUAGUAUAACUUCCAGAUAACUACCAAAAGUUUGAGGAGAAGACAAAUAUGUACCAUCGGAUAAGGUUGAACAAGGAAUCAUUUUUUGAUCCUCCUAAAAAGUUAUUUUAAAUAAUUGCUAGGUACGUGCGAGGAGGUGACAAAAUGUAAACGAAUCAGAUGGCUGAAAAUCAAGAAGUGGUAGCUGAAGGAGUUGCAGAUGAUGAGGAAUUUGGGGAAUUUGAAGGUUUUGAGGGAGCACCAUUAGAGCCUGUGCAAGCUCAGCCAGCACCAUCACCUUGGGCUACAUUUCCAGAUCUUCUUCCUGUUCAAAACAGUUCUGCUGCCUCGGUUGACGAGGAUCCAUCUUCUCCAGUUCGGCCAACAGAGCCACUAGAUGAGCCAUGGUUAGUAGCAGCAGCAGCAGCAUCUAGUCCUCAGCGCUACCCUGCUUUAAGCAGUUCUGCUGCUACCACUGUAUCAUUUCAACAGUCAAGAACUUCAAAUCCACCAGAUAUUUCACUAGCAAACUGCCAGGUUAUCGGUAAUGAAUUAAUAGGGGCAUGUGAUAUUACUCAAUCAUCACGGCUAUCAAAUCCUCCUGACAUAUCCUUGGCAGAAUUCAGUCAAACUGAUGGUGACCUGAACAAUGAGAGAGAAAGCUCAGGCCCUUCAUCCUGGUUAUCUAAUCCACCAGAUGUAUCCAUAGGUGCUAGGCCUGUUCUGUCUGUUUCGGACUCACCUGAUGAAAUACCAGGUGGUUCUAUACCUGUUCUGAUAAAUAACGCAUCUCAAGCUUCAGUAUCUGAAUCUAAUACUCUGCAACGGUUUCUACAAGAUGUACCACCUGAUCUCGGCUCACUUCAAGCUCAAGUGCAAGAACUUCAACAGGAAAGGACACACCAACAAGAACAAAUUGAAGCACUACAACACACAAAUAUGCAGCUAGAACAACAACUUUCUGAAAGACAAAGAGAAGCUCGAGAUCUUAGAACACAGUUAGAAGAAACACAGGAGUCCUUGCAUGUGAUGGAGAGGAGAUUAGCAUCAGAGCACAGCAGUGUUGGAACUUUACUACAUAAAAUAGAGCAGACCCAGGACUGGAUGGAUAAAGAGAAAGAAGUAUUUUAUGGACAGCUACGAGAAGAAAUUAAAACUUUAGAACAGAGGUUACAAGGUCAGCGAUGUGAUGACAUGGACAGUUUACACAAAUUUGUUGAGAAGUGUAUACAGAGGUGUUCUGAAGAGCUAUGUGAUAAUGUAACAUCACUGUUAAAGGAUGCUGUUGUUAGCCAUUCCAGUAAUCAUCAGAAUCUUCAUGUGGCUGAACUGGUGGAACAGUUCAAGAAAGAACUUCAAGUACAGUCAGCUGAGCAACGAAAGCUUCUGCAGCAGGAACGGAGACAACAGUUUCUGAUGCUUUCAUCAACUCUACAGUCUGUAGCCUUGCAGUUGAAGACAGGCUAUGAUGAGACUGACCAAAACGAAGAAACAGAAUCAUGACAGAAACGGUGGAAACCUGAAACCAAGUUUAUCUUGUCAUGUGAUCUAUGAGAAAGAGUUGAAUACAAUGUGUGUAUAUUUACAAGAAAGUUGCAUGUCCUUAUAGGUCAAUUAUGUUACUUCUGUUCCAAAUCAGUCUUCUAGUAGUACUAGAAUCUUUAAAUAGAUUCAUGAAAUGCUUAUGCCCAAAAUCUAGAACAUGCACAGUGUAGUUGAAAACUGACUGGUUCCUUCUUGGCUUGUGUAGAGGUUUAAAAGAUAUAACAGUGUUGUUGUAUGUUAAUGUUUUUCUUUAAACAUAUUGAAGUGGGAAAAAAAGAAAUUAAAAGUUCAAAAACUAUGUUAAGUCAACACCGUUAUGCUUGUUCAUAGCAAUUAAAAUUUAUAACUGUACAGUGUAAAUCCUUAUAAGAUUUACUCUCUUGGCUAUUUUUUUUAUUAGAACAAUGUGCUUCAGAAAUCUUUUUAUGCAUUUUAAUUUUCAGUUUGUAUUAUUCAGAAAUCUAUAAAAUCGUCAAAUAAAAAUGUAUAAUAACCGUUGAGCAACUGCCUUUCCUCACAUCUAUUAAUCUGUAUGUGUAAAUAAGUAAAAAUAACAUAGAAUUGAUGAAAUGGCAAAGGCUUGAAAUGUUAUCUUUUAACACAAAUUUUCUUUUGAAAAUUAUGACCUUCACAUAUAUAUAAUUUUUUGUACUGCCCAUGUAGUUGUUUAACAGAUAUCUAAUUCUUUUCACAUUUUCUCAUAAACAUGCCCUAUUCUGUGUUGCAUCAGUGAUACAACAAACUAUGUGUGUAAAUAAAGUGAAUGCAAAAACUGAAAAACAGCUUUCACAAGACCUUGUAUUAACAGAAGAUGUUGGAUACAGUUGAGAAAUGAGUGAAAAGGUGUUGAAGAAACAUGUUAAAACUAAAAUAAUGUGUCGUUCUUUUUCCAGAUAUUCAGCUGUUUCAAUGAUGACAAUAAAAUGAAGGAACUGAAACUUGUAUAAUCUAUGCUGUUCAUGAAAUAAACAGAUAACAUGCAAAUAAUGCUUGUUUUAUUUACCUUUAAUGAAUUUUGAUCAUUUGGCUAGUUAGUCGGAAAGUUAGGAGAUUUCCUGAAUACUCGAAGCUUAUAAAUUUAUCCUUGCCAAAUACUAAGCAUUAAGUCUAGAUGAUUUUCACUUUUGUACAGCUACUAUCCAGUAAUAUGUUUUGAUGUUUGUAGUUGGUAUUAUUAUAAUAUUAUUUCAAUAUGAUAAAGAAAUAACCUUCCCAUAAUUUAAUAUUUUGGUUAAUUGAAUAAAUCUCAGCAUACAGCUAAGAAGAUUAUAAUCUUUAUAUCUAACUUUCUUACUUUGCAUGUAGUUCGGGUGAACUAUCUUAAAAAGUUUUUUUUUUAAUCUUUUGCUGUAGUGAGGUAGUUUCCUAUUUUAGUGUGUAUGUACAUGUUUCUACUUAUUUGAGGUAUGUGUACCUCAAUGAUGUUUAAAAAAUGUAUUUAUGUCACUAAUGUUUUAGGUUUUAAAAUCAAGGCAGAAGUCCAAUAUUCUUUUCCAAGAACUUAAGAAAUUAAAAAGUGUUUCUCAGUCUUACUGUAAGUAUGUGUCUUUUUAACUUACUAUAAAAUGACUUUCUACUAAAUUAGUGAUAAUUUUCAGUUCUGUAUUAAUAUGCUUUCUACUCAGGAUAAAAAAAAAGGUAAAAGUUCUAUUUUAUUAUUAUUUUUAAAACCUUUUGUUGUAAAAACAUACAUGUGUAAUAAUUGAAAAGCAAUUUGCAGUAAAACAUUUGAGUUUAAGAGGCAAUAUUUAAACUUCAAUAUGUAGUAAACUAUUUUUUGAGCUUUUUGUAAAUGUGUCUUAUUGUGCAUGUACCAUUCUGUGUACUUAAUUUCAGUAUGCAAAAGGUGAGUGAAUUGAAGGAAUUGCAAACCAUUGCCUUUUUUUUUAUCCAUUUCUAAUAAGACAAACUGUACUCAGUAUUACAACUUGUAUUUAGUUUCUUCAGUAUAACAUCAGGCUGUUGUUAGGGUUGUGUGUAAAGGAAGUGUUUUUUUUCCUGUGAAAUAACUGCUGUACAUAAAUUGAAACCUGUUUCCUUUAUAGAUUUCAUCAUUCAGAAGUUGCAAAAAAAGAAUUCAAGAUAAAUGUGUUUUGCAAUAAGAAUAUAUCUGGAGAACACUUCAGUCCUGAGAUUAAUGUGUGUUCACAGUUGGUUAUGUUUACCUUAUAGAUUUUGUUCUUUAUUUAAAUCAAAGGGUUACAAUAAAUACUUUCUGAAACAAGAAAGCAUGGAUACACUUCAGUUUCUCUGAACCGUUCUUAAAAGUGUUGAAUUGAAGGGUAAUUAACUAAAAAAAAUAAUAAACACUUCAAUAUCUCUCUUAAGUAAUUUUUAUGAAAACUACAGUAGAUUUUUUUAUGAUAUUCACUACAUUGUUUCUAUUUCAGUUUAAGUUAUUAAUCUCCCUCCAAAAUAUCUUAUUAUACAUGUUUAUGAAAACAGCCUAAAAUGAAAUUGUACACUUAUAAUAUGCAAGGUUUUUCAAAGUUAAAAUUUGCUUUAUACUGUUGUGUGUAUGUGAAGUAUUGUUAUUCUUUAUUGGAACUAAAUGACAUAAAGAUUGUAUUAGCAAGUCAGAGGUAAUCCUUGUAAAAUAUUAUUAUUUAUGGUAUUACAUAAUAUUACUUGUCAGUGAGUGUGAUGUCUUUUAUAUGAUAAUAAAUAAAUAUUAUUGAUCUAAUUUUUCUUACUUUCAUAGUCGCUUGUGUAUAAAAUAAUUUAAUGAGAUUAGGAAGAAUAUGUUUAAAAUAUUACACUACAUUUGUGUGUUUUGCUUCUUCCUUUAUGAAGUUUUUGAAAGUCACGUCACUUGAUAUUAAUAUCAAUAUAUUUAGCUUUGGAUUCUUAAGAUGGAAUAACAUCCUUUUGAUCAAAGGUUCUUUCUCUGGUGAUAUAACCUUUUUUUAUAUUAUGUUGUUAUGGUUUAGUCCUGAAUUGUAAAUUUUUCUUAGAUCAUAAUUUCUAUUUCAUUACAGCUUGCCCUAACAGAAAUAAAAGUGUUCCAUAUUUAUGGAGUUCUUUAAUCCUUGAAACACACCUUAUUUAACUCUAAAUAAACUUAGGUGUUUAAAUAAUAUCUGGCACCCUGCCAAAUUUAAUUAUUCAGUAUUAUAAGUUAAACAAACUGUUUAAUAAUGAUGUCAUAGAUUUAUUUUAAUUUUUUUAGGUGAGAUCAGUAUUAAACAUUUUGUCUGCUGUAUAAUACUGAAUAAUUAAACUUGGGAGAAUGUAAGAUAUUAUUCAAACAAUUAAAUUGAUUUAGGGUGAAACAUGUGUUUUAAGGACUUAAAACUACAUAAAUAUUAUAUACAUACCACAAUUCUAAGGGGCUUUACCAGAUCUUUCUGGUUUACUGACCCAAGCUGUGCUGAUGAGCCCCGAAUAUGGCAAAACUGCAAGCCAUAACAGAGGGUAUGGUGAAGUCAAGAUGUGGUCAUUUUUGUCUGAUACUUCAUUGAUCCAUUUUUUCAAACUUCACAAACACGCAAUGUGUGAAUAAAUAGUUAAUUUGAAGUGUCUAGCUUGUCAUAUAUUUUAGGCUGUGUUUCUUCCAUAUUUAAAUUUUCUUGAUACAUUUACUCAAAUUCAAUAAUUUAUCACAUCAAUUUAUGGAUCCUUCUUAUUUUAAAAUUUCACUAUAUGUACUGUGGAGUUAUGUUCUUUAAAAAAAAUAAUGGAAUUGAAUUUGUGAACAGAGUAAUGCUAUGAUGAAUCCAUGACAUUAAAGAAAAAUGUUGUAUGUUUUUAUAUGUAUAUAUGAUAGUAAAGUUUCAAAGGUAAAGUGUAACAAUAAUAAAUUCCUUAUUUCUCCUCAAUAAAAAAAGCCAAACACUGUAUCUUACAUUUUCUUAUUGGCUUAUCAGUUUGUGUUACAACUGUAGCAGUGUUGAAGUGUAUGUAUAACUAGUUAAUAAUUUUAUACUAUUGAGAAAAUGUAUACAGUAUAUGUAAAAAUAAUUUACCUUACGUAGAUAUCUUUUCGACUAUUAUAUUUGAAAAUAGAGCUGGGUGAUUAACUCAAUUAAUCAAUAUUAUCAGUAUACUAUGAGCAUCAAUUAGACUGAUAUUAAAAUAAUCAUUAACUGAAAUUAUGAUUAUGUCAAUUAAUGUAAUGAAAAUAAUCAACUAAUUGAAAUUAGUGUUUCCAGUUAUGUCAUCUGUCCAAGUCUCGCGUGAGGAUAAUUGAUUAGUUGAAUGUAAUCUAUUAACAAGCCAUUGAUUAAUCAUUUGAUACAUUACAUUAAUUGUUCAGCUCUAACCAUAAAUACUACCAAAUAACUAAAUAGAUGUAAAUAACAGUUUGUUGCUUAUAAAUUACUUGUCAAGAAACUUGUUUAAAUGAAUAAAAAGGCUGGAUAGUUCAUCACAUCAUUAGAAAGUGAACACUUGUAUUUUAAUGUUUGACAUAUAGAAUAUUCAAUGGAUGUGUUUUUUGGUACAAUACAGAUCAAGAGAAUCUUUAAAACCUAUUUGAUUUCCAAGUAAAUUAAUUUUUGCUAGAUUAAUUUUCACCCAUUAUUUGAAAUUUGGUUAUAUUACUUCUGCUGUUAUAGCUAAAAUCUAGUAGUAGAACGAGUUAAAAGACCUAUAUCUUAACUUUCUGUGUAAAGUUGUACAACAAACAAAUUCAAAGUAUUUAUACAAAAGUGACAGUCCAUUAUUUGAUUCAAAGAACCAGACAAAACUCUUCUGGCUAGUUCUUCCAUCUGGUCAGUGGGUAAAAAGUAGGGAUGAUUAUACUCAAGUCUUGUGGGUCUAUGACCUGGCAUAACAUGUUAUUGAGAAGUGUAAAUAGAUUUCAAGUUUAUAACUGCUAGAAGAAUAGUGACAGCUAUUGAAUGAAAAAAUCAUAAUUCUUCCUUGCAAGUUAAGAUAAUUACAAUGCUGAAAUGCUUCUUUUGUAUCAAAUUGUAGUAUUAAAUAUGGAUGAUAUA
Molecule: messenger RNA, 6464 nt
Organism: Limulus polyphemus (Atlantic horseshoe crab)
Lineage: Eukaryota; Metazoa; Arthropoda; Merostomata; Xiphosura; Limulidae
Product: cingulin-like
Exons: 9
Coding region: 163-1485 (440 amino acids)
Source: RefSeq, a predicted model, not a curated record